This is a messenger RNA of Rhinichthys klamathensis goyatoka, 2110 nucleotides long. It is a transcript of the gene src, whose product is annotated as v-src avian sarcoma (Schmidt-Ruppin A-2) viral oncogene homolog. Gene Ontology annotation, cellular component: extrinsic component of cytoplasmic side of plasma membrane. The transcript has 13 exons. The coding region runs from base 444 to 2057 and encodes 537 amino acids. The record is from RefSeq and is a predicted model, not a curated record. Lineage: Eukaryota; Metazoa; Chordata; Actinopteri; Cypriniformes; Leuciscidae. Gene Ontology annotation, biological process: cell adhesion; progesterone receptor signaling pathway; negative regulation of extrinsic apoptotic signaling pathway. Gene Ontology annotation, molecular function: ATP binding; growth factor receptor binding; non-membrane spanning protein tyrosine kinase activity.
CAGUGUCACGUCAAGCGCCCUGCCCUCUCCCAGCUGCCUUCAGUUUUCCCACCGUCUCAUAUGGGUGUCAUGGGGUUGACUCCCCCUUCGGCCGUGUGCUGUUUCUAAGGGACGCAAUAAGCACUGCUUAUCCGGACAGGCAUCAGAUCAUUCCGGAUCGCUUUUGAUCGUGACGUUGGAUACAUUAAUUGUUACCGGCGUGAAGAUGACUCGUGCAGCUGUGCGCGUUCCCAGGCAACCCCCGUCAUGAACGCGCACUGAACGCGCUCACUCUCCGUUUCAUUUCGUCUGUUAGAGCCGCAAAACAUUAGGCAUUGACUAUGGAAAGCUGAGCCUCGUUCAUUCAUAGACCGAAAACAGUCAAUCAAAGGUCAUUCAGAGCAGCCAGAAAACAAAAGGCUUUUAUUCACACCACAUUUGUGGUUCUCGACAAGGCCUAGGCCAUGGGCGGAGCCAAGAGUAAACCCAAAGAGAUCAGCCAGCGCUCCCGGAGUCUGGACGAUGGCACCGGAGGACACCACUCUAGUCCCAACCCGUCAUCCUUCACCCCCAACCGAAGUCCUCCGGUGGACGGUAGCAGACGCGGCACCCAGCCCAUGAUCAACGCAGAGCAGGCGCUGUUUGGAGGAGUGAUCUCCACUACCAUCACAUCUCCUAACAGAGGCGGCAUGUUAGCGGGCGGUGUGACCACGUUUGUGGCUUUGUAUGACUACGAGUCACGAACCGCCUCCGAUUUGUCAUUCAGGAAAGGAGAACGACUCCAGAUUGUCAAUAACACGAGAAAGUUGAACCCCAGGGAGGGUGACUGGUGGCUGGCUCGCUCGCUGACGACAGGGGAGAGUGGAUACAUUCCCAGCAAUUAUGUGGCACCGUCUGAUUCCAUCCAGGCUGAAGAAUGGUACUUUGGAAAAAUCACACGCAGGGACUCGGAGCGACUCCUCUUGAGUCUGGAGAACAGGAGAGGAACUUUCCUGGUCAGAGAGAGUGAGACAACCAAAGGUGCCUACUGUCUUUCCGUCCUGGAUUACGACAAUGUCAAGGGCCUAAAUGUCAAACAUUACAAGAUCAGGAAGCUGGACAGCGGGGGGUUUUACAUCACAUCACGCACUCAGUUUAGUACUUUACAGCAGCUGGUCAACCACUACCGCCAGCACGCAGACGGCCUGUGUCACUGUCUGACUGACGUGUGUCCAGUCCUGAAGCCUCAGACUCAGGGUCUGGCACGGGACGCCUGGGAGAUCCCACGUGACUCUCUGAGACUGGACGUCAAACUGGGCCAGGGCUGUUUCGGAGAGGUCUGGAUGGGCACCUGGAAUGGCACGACACGCGUGGCCAUCAAGACCCUGAAGCCGGGCACGAUGUCUCCCGAGGCCUUCCUGCAGGAAGCGCAGGUGAUGAAGAAACUCCGCCACGAGAAGCUGGUGCAGCUGUACGCUGUCGUCUCCGAGGAGCCCAUUUACAUCGUCACUGAGUACAUGGGACAAGGAAGCCUGUUAGAUUUCCUGAAGGGUGACAUGGGGAAAAUGCUGCGGUUGCCUCAGCUUGUGGAUAUGGCGUCUCAGAUCGCCUCUGGAAUGGCGUACGUGGAAAGAAUGAACUAUGUGCACAGGGACCUCAGGGCUGCCAACAUCCUGGUGGGUGAGAACCUGGUGUGUAAAGUCGCUGACUUCGGCCUUGCUCGACUCAUCGAGGACAACGAAUACACAGCCAGACAGGGAGCAAAGUUUCCCAUCAAGUGGACUGCGCCAGAGGCGGCUCUGUACGGGCGCUUCACCAUUAAAUCUGACGUGUGGUCGUUUGGCGUCUUACUGACGGAGCUGACGACCAAAGGCAGGGUGCCUUAUCCAGGUAUGGUGAACCGGGAGGUGCUGGACCAGGUGGAGCGCGGGUACAGGAUGCCCUGUCCCGCCGAGUGCCCGGACUCCCUUCACGAGCUCAUGCUGACCUGCUGGCGCAAGGAGCCCGAAGAGAGGCCGACCUUCGAGUACCUCCAGAGCUUCCUGGAAGACUACUUCACCUCCACUGAACCACAGUACCAGCCCGGCGAGAACCUCUAGAGAUUCCCAUCCAGCCAAGUGUGCAAGCAGUGAAAGAGAUAUCAUUUCCCCAA